AUGAGAACCCUUCAAUCAAAAGGUCAUCAGGAUGUAUAUGUCAAGGUAGAACCACUCUCAGCAUUGAAUACAACAGAUGUUACACCUUCUGAAAAACCUUCUAGUGAAAUUGUGGAGUGUGCGGCUGGCGCGUCUCCCAGGGAUUCCCAAAUAAAACACGAACCAGGUGAAGAGGUGGACGUCAAAAAGGAGUCAGCACAUUCCGAAUUACAGCAAAACCACGAACCGCAAAAAUGUUCAGUUGAUGUAAAAGAAGACCAUUUCCUUAAGACUGAGCCGGAUUGUAUUCCAAUAAACCCAGAAGCAGCUGAGGUUAAAACAGAGCCUGACUCAGAAACAGAUAACCACAAUGAAGCAAUACUGGAGAGUGAUCUGAAUGUAAUAAAGGUGGAAAAUGAAGAAGACUGGGCAGAUGUCAAGUUGGAGCCAUCAGAGGAAGAACCCAAAGGUAGUGCUGACCAAGAUGGAGAGUCAGUUGUUUCCUCCCAGUUCUUCCCCUGUCCUGACUGCUCGAUGUCUUUUACCGAUUACUCCUACUUUGAGAGGCACCUCAAAUGGACUCAUCCUGCACAGUACCUCGCCAGGCUGAAGAGCAAAGCUUCCAAGUGCGAAAGCGAAUUGUCGAGCAUGGUUACCUGCUCCUCGAAUACUGGCUCUUCCUUAACCGAGAAGCAGCAACAAGCCCACGUGCGUCACGCCCAUGUCCGCACAUCCAAGCCGCCUAAGAAACGCUACCCGUGCCCUCAGUGCGAUAGCACCUUUCCCUUCCAGGCCACUCUGCGGAAACACUGUCAAAGAUGGCACGGCCUGGAAACCGUCUGGAUAAACGAUUACCUUUGCUGCUUCAAGUGCAGGAAACACCUCACCGGCGGCUGGGGCAACGGGCCGCACCGAUGCCACGAUACGGAUGAGAGCGAAGCGGAGAUCCAGGAAGGGGAAGGACCUGGGUGUGUGGAUCGCGGCUUCCCUUUCACCGGAGAGAGAACAAACAUUUGCAAUGGCUGCGGUCUUGGCUUCAAAGACCUCGAAAGUCUUCGCAAGCAUUCCCUCAUCCACAGCGGCGAGAGACUCUACUUAUGCCCCUUGUGCGGGACAGUAUUUGGCCAGUUGGACAGUGUCAAUGCCCAUAUCUGCAUCCGUACAACGGAGAAGAGACAGGAGAAACCCCACCAGUGUGGAGAGUGCGGAAAGUGUUAUGAGACAAAUUCGUACCUGAAGACCCACCAGCUCUCCCACACGGGCGAAAAACCGUACCGCUGCGAGGAGUGCGGGAAGAGCUACCGGUACAACAGCCAACUGACCAAACACAAACGGACUCACACCGGAGAAAAAAUAUACGCUUGCACGUACUGCGACCGUCGCUAUUACUACCCGGGCUCACUGAUACAACACAAACGCAGUCAUACUGGUGAGAGACCAUACAGCUGUCAGGAAUGUGGAAAGACGUACAGGGCGAUCCCCCACCUGAAGGCACACAUCCGGUCCCACACCGGGGAGAGACCUUACUGCUGCACCCAGUGUCCCCUCACCUUCGCCAGGAAACAUAAUCUCACCUCACACAUUAAGAACAACCACUGA
Molecule: messenger RNA, 1578 nt
Organism: Chanos chanos (milkfish)
Lineage: Eukaryota; Metazoa; Chordata; Actinopteri; Gonorynchiformes; Chanidae
Product: zinc finger protein 267-like
Exons: 2
Coding region: 1-1578 (525 amino acids)
Biological process (GO): regulation of transcription by RNA polymerase II
Cellular component (GO): nucleus
Molecular function (GO): RNA polymerase II cis-regulatory region sequence-specific DNA binding; DNA-binding transcription activator activity, RNA polymerase II-specific
Source: RefSeq, a predicted model, not a curated record